UAGGACGUUAGAAUUUUAAUAUUUUUUUGCCAUUGUCCUUUGGUCUCCUUUGAGUCUUGAGUCAGAUCUCCCAGUGCGAGCUUACAUUCAAAGAUAUACUGACUUGUACUUAAAUUUAUUUUUUAAAUUUCCGUCGUUUUCGCCAUUUAAAAUUUUACGUGUCGGCAACAGGUACGGCUUCUUAUUGAGUUUUAAUUAAUUAUACAUAAGGUCUUUUUCACACCGACCCAAAGUGUACUCACUACUUAAUUUACUUGCUAAUUUAAAUUUUUAUAGUGAACGUGAUUAAUUAUUUCUGUGACGAAUUAAAAGUUGGUUGAAAUUUUGAGAAAAAAUUUAAAAAUAAAUAGAAGAUAAUAAUUUGAAAUGGACGUCGAUGAAUUUCGAAUUCGCGGGAAAGAAAUGGUCGAGUAUAUUUGUGAUUUUAUGAAUAAUAUUCACACACGUCGGGUUACUCCUGACGUUGGUCCGGGAUAUCUACGUCCUCUAUUGCCGUCAGAAGCACCGUAUGACGGAGAACCGUGGACUGACAUUAUGAAAGAUGUCGAGAGUAAAAUAAUGCCUGGAAUAACUCACUGGCAACAUCCGCGUUUCCACGCGUAUUUUCCCGCCGGCAAUUCAUUUCCUUCGAUUCUGGGUGACAUGUUAUCGGACGCGAUUGGCUGUAUUGGUUUUUCGUGGGCGGCAAGUCCGGCUUGUACGGAAUUGGAAACUAUAGUUUGCGAUUGGUUUGGUAAAGCAAUGCACCUGCCCAACGAUUUUUUGUACUUUAGUCCUGGUAGUAGAGGCGGCGGAGUAAUUCAGGGAUCAGCGUCAGAAAGUAUUCUGGUCUGCAUGUUAGCAGCAAGAGCGCAGGCAAUAGCCCGUCUGAAAGAAUCCCCGGCUCAUGCUCAUCUUGAUGAAACAGCUCUCCUGGGUAAAUUGAUGGCCUAUUGCAGCCGCGAAUCUCACAGUUGUGUUGAGAAGGACGCGAUGAUUUGCUUCGUUAAAUUAAGAAUCCUCGAGCCAGAUGAAAAGAGUAUCAUGCGCGGCGAGACACUGAAGCAGGCGAUCGAAGCCGAUGUUGCCGAGGGUUUGGUUCCGUUUUUUGUGUCCACGACAUUGGGGACCACUGCUUGUUGUUCCUUUGAUAAUCUCAAAGAGAUUGGACCAGUUUGUAGACAAUACUCUGGGAUUUGGUUACAUGCAGACGCAGCUUACGCGGGCAAUGCCUUUAUUUGUCCAGAAUUGAGAUAUUUGAUGGCUGGUAUUGAAUAUGCUGAUUCAAUAAAUACGAAUACUAAUAAAUUUUUGUUAACUAAUUUCGACUGCUCUUGUCUUUGGGUGAGAGAUCGAUUUAAAUUGACUAGUGCGCUGGUUGUUGAUCCAUUGUAUCUUCAACAUACACAUGCAGAUACUGCUAUUGACUAUAGACAUUGGAGUAUUCCAUUGAGUCGAAGAUUUCGAUCAUUGAAAUUGUGGUUUGUAAUGAGAAAUUACGGAAUAAGUGGAUUACAAGCUUACAUACGUAAUCAUUGUAAAUUAGCUAAACAAUUUGAACAAUUUAUACGCAAGGACGAUCGUUUUGAAGUCUGUAAUGAAGUUGUGCUAGGACUCGUUUGUUUUCGCGCAAAAGGUUCCGAUAAAUUGAAUCAAAAGCUCUUGAGCAUGAUCAAUGAUUCAGGAAAAAUUCAUAUGAUACCAGCUAAAGUUAAUCAGAAAUACACAAUCCGCUUUGCUUUGGCUGCACCGAAUGCAACUUCUGAAGAUGUCGAAAUUGCAUGGAAUGUUAUCACUGAUUACUUGUCAGAAAUUUUAGAAGGCAAAGAAGUUGUGGACAAACUCGCAGACAUACGAGAAAAAAAACGCAAAGCAACUUUGGAACAACGAAGAUCAUUUUUCGUUCGCAUGGUAUCUGAUCCUGCGAUCCAACCAGGAUUUACUAAGACACCAAACAGACCAGAAGCUAAACUGGAAACCCAAGCGACUAUUGGCGGCCUUGGUUCUAAUCCCCGUACCACAAGUUCGUGGAUAUCAUGGCCACUGGCUUACUUAAUGUCUCGUGAAUCAACGGACACAAGUGAACUGUCUUUAAGAUUCCGGCACUUGGAUACGAUGGUCCGUUUGAAAACAGGAGCGGGAAGCCGCCGAGGCAGCAGUAAUGGCUGCAGCCCCGAGCCAUCUCCAACGGUAUCGCCAUCACGAGGCCGGUCACCAAAUGGCCGAUCGUAAUUUAUCUCUAGCAAAUUAAUAGACAAUUUAUAAAGUAACGACUAACGAACCAUUAAUUAUUGCAACGUCAAUCUCGUCAUCUUGGGGGAUGGCUUUUUAUUUUAUAAAUUUAAACCGCAAAGGCUAAUUGUCAAUGUUAAUCAUAAGAUCGAUAAACUGCCUCCAAGUAAUGUCAUGACAUUACUCUCGAUGAAAGUAAUUUAUUAUUUAUAAUUUAUUUAUCUUUACUCUUUUUUUCUAUUUAUUUACUCGAUUAAAUUGAAUUGCUGUCAUUGAAUACAUACAUAUAUAUAUAUAUAUAAUAAACAAAUUAAGAGUAACAUAUGUUUGUUAUUAUAUAUAAUAAAUUGAUUUUACUACUAGGGAUUUAAAUGAACAUCGAGUGGUCGAGCGGAAGACGAGUCAAGCGUGAAGUGUCGUGAUAUAAAACUACUAAAUAAAUUGUUAUUAUAUAUAUGUGCUAUAAAAUAUCAUUUUAUAUUUAUAUAGACACACUGUGUGAGUAUAUAUGUAUAUAUAUAAAUACAUACAUUGACCAGUGACCUGUCCAGAGCAAUAUAGUACAGCGAUGCUUUAUAAAAACGUGUUUGCUGAAUAUCGGGGAAGAGUAAGUGGCUAUUUAUAAAAUCGCUAGAGGGAGGAUUUUACCCCUUCACUUUAAAACCCCGUGGACCUGUACCCGACUCUCACUACUCGUUACCUUUUCCAUCACUUACUUUCCGACCGUUCGCUGUGAAACUCUAGUUAACACGGGGCUUGAUAUCAUUUUUAAUUUUCGCGAAAGCGGGUUUAUUAUUAACGAACACUUGGAUCAAUUUAUUAUUGUUAUUAUUAUUGAAUAAUUUGCUUGUUAAUUAAUUGAGUUAAUGGUGGGAAUAAACUUUUUAUUGAUAAUUAUAUUUCUUCUUUAAUUAGACCGUGUUAAGAAGUACGCGCUCGGGUUGGUAAAUUUAAAAUCGAUAAAAAAGUGCUUUAUUAAUCACUGCCAGAUUAGUUAGCAGUAAAAAAACUUUAGUAUGUGGUAAAUUUGUUAUUAAUUUUGAUAGUUACUGAUUAAUAAUUCAUAAUUACUAAUUAAAGUAA
This is a messenger RNA of Microplitis mediator, 3294 nucleotides long. Its product is annotated as aromatic-L-amino-acid decarboxylase-like. The transcript has 12 exons. Gene Ontology annotation, biological process: amino acid metabolic process. Lineage: Eukaryota; Metazoa; Arthropoda; Insecta; Hymenoptera; Braconidae. The coding region runs from base 367 to 2211 and encodes 614 amino acids. The record is from RefSeq and is a predicted model, not a curated record. Gene Ontology annotation, molecular function: pyridoxal phosphate binding; carboxy-lyase activity.